CAUCCCGCCAAUCCUGACUCCGCCUCCAGCCAAUGAAGAAGCCAGCGCUUGUGGCGGACCCGAAGGAAACGACUUCCGGUCCACCAGAGAAGAUGUUUUAUCAUAUCUCUUUGGAACACGAAAUCUUGCUGCAUCCGCGUUACUUUGGACCCAACCUCCUCAACACAGUAAAGCAGAAGCUGUUCACUGAAGUGGAGGGAACCUGCACAGGCAAAUAUGGCUUUGUCAUUGCUGUGACCACUAUUGACAACAUUGGUGCGGGUGUGAUCCAGCCCGGGCGUGGCUUCGUCCUUUACCCAGUCAAAUACAAGGCCAUUGUAUUCAGGCCAUUCAAGGGUGAAGUUGUCGAUGCUGUUGUGACUCAAGUGAACAAGGUUGGACUCUUCACGGAAAUUGGACCCAUGUCUUGCUUCAUUUCACGGCAUUCUAUUCCUUCUGAGAUGGAAUUUGACCCCAACUCUAAUCCACCCUGCUACAAGACCGUUGAUGAAGAUAUUGUCAUUCAGCAAGAUGAUGAGAUCAGGCUGAAGAUUGUGGGGACCCGCGUGGACAAGAAUGAUAUAUUUGCCAUUGGGUCACUCAUGGAUGACUAUCUUGGUCUGGUCAGCUGAAGAACCACUUCAUUGCUGCUGUUUCCCUGCCUCACAGAGGCCAGACGCGAUCCUUGGUUUCUUGUAGAAAAGCACAACGUCUUUCUUUCAGCAACAUGUGUAACAUCUGUCUCAUUUUCCUCUGUUGUAGCAGUUGGGAAAUGUGGGCUGGAUGUGUAUGAUUCAUUCUUCAUUAAACUGUUCUUGUUCUGUA
This is a messenger RNA of Sceloporus undulatus (fence lizard), 804 nucleotides long. RefSeq names its product RNA polymerase II subunit G (gene POLR2G). The record is from RefSeq and is a predicted model, not a curated record. Gene Ontology annotation, molecular function: translation initiation factor binding; single-stranded DNA binding; single-stranded RNA binding. Gene Ontology annotation, biological process: positive regulation of translational initiation; positive regulation of nuclear-transcribed mRNA poly(A) tail shortening; transcription initiation at RNA polymerase II promoter. Lineage: Eukaryota; Metazoa; Chordata; Lepidosauria; Squamata; Phrynosomatidae. Gene Ontology annotation, cellular component: RNA polymerase II, core complex; P-body. The transcript is spliced from 8 exons. Bases 33 to 611 code for a protein of 192 amino acids.